Molecule: messenger RNA, 945 nt
Organism: Knipowitschia caucasica
Lineage: Eukaryota; Metazoa; Chordata; Actinopteri; Gobiiformes; Gobiidae
Source: the annotation of a GenBank genome assembly
AUGGCGGCCACUGGGUCACGAACUGUUCCGCAUCCCAUUCACAACUUCCCCCCGUGUCCGCAGACCCCACAGACCCCCACAGACCCCCUCAGACCCCACAGACCCCCUCAGAGCCCUCAGACCCCCGCAGACCCCCUCAGACCCCCGCAGACCCACUCAGAGCCCGCAGACCCACGCAGACCUCCGCAGACCCCCGCAGACCCCAUCAGACCCCCUCAGGGACCGCCUCUCACCGCGACCCACCCCCACCCUGCUCUGUACCCUGCUCUGUACCCUGCUCUGUACCCUGCUCUGCACCCUGCUCUGUACCCUGCUCUGUACCCUGCUCUGUACCCUGCUCUGCACCCUGCUCUGUACCCUGCUCUGUACUCUACUCUGUACCCUGCUCUGUACCCUGCUCUGUACUCUACUCUGUACCCUGCUCUGUACUCUGCUCUGUACCCUACUCUGUACCCUGCUCUGUACCCUGCUCUGUACCCUGCUCUGUACCCUGCUCUGUACCCUACUCUGUACCCUGCUCUGUACCCUGCUCUGUACCCUGCUCUGUACCCUACUCUGUACCCUGCUCUGUACCCUGCUCUGUACCCUACUCUGUACCCUGCUCUGUACCCUGCUCUGUACUCUGCUCUGUACCCUGCUCUGUACUCUACUCUGUACCCUGCUCUGUACCCUGCUCUGUACUCUACUCUGUACCCUGCUCUGUACCCUGCUCUGUACUCUGCUCUGUACCCUGCUCUGUACUCUGCUCUGUACCCUGCUCUGUACCCUACUCUGUACCCUGCUCUGUACCCUGCUCUGUACCCUGCUCUGUACUCUGCUCUGUACCCUGCUCUGUACUCUACUCUGUACCCUGCUCUGUACUCUACUCUGUACCCUGCUCUGUACCCUGCUCUGUACUCUGCUCUGUACUCUACUCUGUACCCUGCUCUGUACUCUGCUCUGUAG